This is a messenger RNA of Episyrphus balteatus (marmalade hoverfly), 951 nucleotides long. RefSeq names its product chymotrypsin BI-like. The coding region runs from base 38 to 895 and encodes 285 amino acids. Gene Ontology annotation, molecular function: serine-type endopeptidase activity. Gene Ontology annotation, biological process: proteolysis. Lineage: Eukaryota; Metazoa; Arthropoda; Insecta; Diptera; Syrphidae. The transcript has 4 exons. The record is from RefSeq and is a predicted model, not a curated record.
UACAUCAAAUUAUCAGUAUUCAUUUGAUUAAUUCACAAUGAAGUUCUUGAUUGCUUUAGCACUUUUCGUAGCUUCCACCGCUGCAUUGGAUUGGAAUCAAAUCCUUCCAAUGAGCGUAGACCAUAGGGUCGAAGCUCUUCGUUCAUCUGCAGCUGGUGAUAAUGGUCGCAUUACCAAUGGCAACCUUGCUAAUCCUAAACAAUUCCCAUAUCAAGCUGGUUUGAUGUUGCAUUUGGCUAAGGGUUCCGCCUGGUGUGGUGGUACUUUGAUUUCAAACCGUUGGGUACUCACUGCAGCUCAUUGCACUGAUUCAAUCAACUCAGUUGAUGUCUACCUUGGAGCUACAGAUCGUUCCAACCGCAACGAACCCGGUCAGAAGAUCAUCCGUGUUGACAAAAAAGAUGUCAUCGUUCACGAACAAUGGAAUCCAAGCACCCUCAUGAAUGAUAUUUCUUUGAUCAAAUUGCCAUCUCCAGUAUCAUUGAACGCUUAUAUUCAACCUGCUAAAUUGCCAAAGAUGAAUGGCAAAUACUCCAACUAUGCCGGAUCCAAAGCUAUUGCUUCCGGUUGGGGAAAAAUCACCGACUCUGCUACCUCUGCCACUGACAAACUUCGUUGGAUUGAAGUUCCAGUUAUGACCAACUCUGCUUGCAGCCCCUACUUCGGAGGAUCCGUCAAGGACACUCAUGUUUGCAUUAGCACCAAGGGGGCCAAGUCCACCUGCAAUGGUGAUUCUGGUGGCCCACUUGUUUUGGCUGACGGAAGCAACACUGUUAUUGGAGCCACUUCAUUCGGUAUUGCCUUGGGCUGUGAGAAGGGAUGGCCAGGUGUAUUCACCCGAGUCACUUCUUACUUGGAUUGGAUCCAAAAGAAGAGUGGUGUUGUCAACAAGUAAAUUAUUUUGUAAUAUUUUAAAUGGUUCAUUAAAAAUGACAUUUUAAAAGCUACAAA